AUGACGGCCUGGAGGGCUAGAGAAAAGGCAAUGAAUGAAUUAAGAGGGGAACCAAUAGAAUCAUACAAGAAGUUACCGGGAUAUGUGUACAUAUUGGAUAAAACAUACCCUAGAUCACAUGUGAGAAUGCACAAAUCACAACAAAAUGAGUUCUUGUAUUUGUUUAUAGCACUUAAAGCGUUCAUGAAAGGCUUCGAGUGUUGUAGACCAAUAGUUGUAGUAGAUGGUUCCCACCUUAAAACUACAUAUAACGGUACUUUUGUAUCAGCCAGCACGUUGGAUGGUGCAGGUAAUAUUCUACCAUUGGCAUAUGGUGUGAUAGAUUCAGGGAACGAUAAGUCUUGGACUUGGUUCUUUGAGCAGUUCAAACAAGCUUAUGGGAAUAGGGAUAACAUGUGUGUUCUAUCAGACAGACAUGAGAGCAUCAUUAAGGCGGUGUCUAGAGUAUAUCCAACUGUGCCACAUUUGGCGUGCAUAUGGCAUUUAUGGAAAAAUGUGACCACGAAAUACAAGUCGAAUGGUGAAGUAUUGAGUCUUGUAUUCUAUGCACUUGCAAAAGCAUACACACAGGCUGAGUUUGAUAAGCUGAUGGAGAAGAUUAAGAAGGUUGAUUUUCGGGUAAAAGAGUACUUGGAGGAUGCUGGAAGGGAAAAGUGGGCUCGACUGUAUUCACCGGUUAACAGAGGAUGGACAAUGACCUCAAAUAUAGCCGAAUGUAUUAAUGAAAAAUUGGUAGUAGCAAGAGAGUUGCCUGUUUUCGAUUUUCUUGAAGAAGUGAGGAAGAUGUUUGGGAGAUGGAAUUGCACUAAUAAGAGGAACGGUACAUACACAUUCACAACACUUGGAAAAGCAUUCCAGCAAUUAUUAUCAAUAAACGAACGUAAAUCUCUACGUAUGACGGUUGAACCAUCAAUUGAAUAUGUGUAUGCCGUAAAUGAUGAGGCAAGGCGUUUCAUAAUUGAUCUUAAAAAGAAAACAUGCAGUUGUCGAAUGUUCCAAAUGGACGAGAUACCAUGUCCACAUGCAUGGGCUGUAUAG
Molecule: messenger RNA, 1038 nt
Organism: Lycium barbarum (goji berry)
Lineage: Eukaryota; Viridiplantae; Streptophyta; Magnoliopsida; Solanales; Solanaceae
Exons: 3
Coding region: 1-1038 (345 amino acids)
Molecular function (GO): zinc ion binding
Source: RefSeq, a predicted model, not a curated record